AUGGAGCACACGCACGCCCACCUCGUAGCCAACAGCUCGUUGUCCUGGUCCCCCGGCUCGACCUGCGGCUUGGGCUUCGUGCCCGUGGUUUAUUACAGCCUCUUGCUGUGCCUCGGUUUACCAGCCAAUAUCCUGACAGUGAUCAUUCUCUCUCAGCUGGUAGCUAGAAGGCAGAAGUCCUCCUACAACUAUCUCUUGGCACUUGCUGCUGCUGACAUCUUGGUCCUCUUUUUCAUUGUGUUUGUGGACUUCCUGUUGGAAGACUUCAUCUUGAACAUGCAGAUGCCUCAGGUGCCCAAUAAGAUCAUAGAAGUGCUGGAAUUUUCAUCCAUCCACACUUCUAUUUGGAUUACUGUUCCAUUAACCAUUGAUCGGUAUAUUGCAGUCUGCCACCCACUCAAGUACCACACGGUCUCCUACCCAGCCCGCACCCGGAAAGUCAUUGUAAGUGUUUACAUCACCUGCUUCCUGACCAGCAUCCCCUACUACUGGUGGCCCAACAUCUGGACUGAAGACUACAUCAGCACCUCCAUGCAUCACGUCCUUAUCUGGAUUCACUGCUUCACCGUGUACUUGGUGCCCUGCUCCAUUUUCUUCAUCUUGAACUCAAUCAUUGUGUACAAGCUCAGGAGGAAAAGCAAUUUUCGCCUCCGUGGCUAUUCCACAGGGAAAACUACUGCCAUCUUGUUCACCAUUACCUCCAUCUUUGCCACACUCUGGGCCCCCCGCAUUGUCAUGAUUCUCUACCACCUCUAUGGGGCACCUAUCCAAAACCGCUGGCUGGUGCACAUCAUGUCCGACAUUGCCAACAUGCUGGCCCUUCUGAACACAGCCAUCAACUUCUUCCUCUACUGCUUCAUCAGCAAGAGGUUCCGCACUAUGGCGGCCGCCACGCUCAAGGCCUUCUUCAAGUGCCAAAAGCAACCUGUACAGUUCUACACCAACCAUAACUUUUCCAUAACAAGUAGCCCCUGGAUCUCACCAGCCAACUCACACUGUAUCAAGAUGCUGGUGUACCAGUAUGACAAAAAUGGAAAACCUAUAAAAGUAUCCCCAUGA
This is a messenger RNA of Prionailurus viverrinus (fishing cat), 1059 nucleotides long. It is a transcript of the gene GPR139, whose product is annotated as G protein-coupled receptor 139. Gene Ontology annotation, cellular component: membrane. Gene Ontology annotation, molecular function: neuropeptide receptor activity. The transcript has 2 exons. Gene Ontology annotation, biological process: G protein-coupled receptor signaling pathway. The coding region runs from base 1 to 1059 and encodes 352 amino acids. The record is from RefSeq and is a predicted model, not a curated record. NCBI's taxonomy places the organism in Eukaryota, Metazoa, Chordata, Mammalia, Carnivora, Felidae.